This is a messenger RNA of Erinaceus europaeus (western European hedgehog), 473 nucleotides long. It is a transcript of the gene RPL22L1, whose product is annotated as ribosomal protein L22 like 1. Gene Ontology annotation, biological process: cytoplasmic translation. The record is from RefSeq and is a predicted model, not a curated record. Gene Ontology annotation, molecular function: RNA binding; structural constituent of ribosome. The transcript has 4 exons. Gene Ontology annotation, cellular component: ribosome. Bases 55 to 423 code for a protein of 122 amino acids. NCBI's taxonomy places the organism in Eukaryota, Metazoa, Chordata, Mammalia, Eulipotyphla, Erinaceidae.
AAGCGCGACGCGCGGCCGCUACUUCCUCUCUGGUCGCCGUGGUGUGUUGUCAGGAUGGCGCCGCAGAAAGACAAGAAGCCUAAGAAGGCGACGUGGAAAUUUAAUUUGGAUCUCACUCACCCAGUGGAAGAUGGCAUUUUUGACUCUGGGAAUUUUGAACAGUUUCUACGGGAGAAGGUUAAAGUCAACGGGAAAACUGGAAAUCUUGGCAAUGUCGUUCACAUUGAACGCUUCAAGAACAAAAUCACAGUUGUUUCUGAGAAACAGUUCUCGAAGAGGUAUUUGAAAUAUCUUACCAAAAAAUACCUUAAGAAGAAUAAUCUUCGUGAUUGGCUUCGUGUAGUUGCAUCUGACAAGGAGACUUACGAACUCCGUUACUUCCAAAUCAGUCAGGAUGACGAUGGAUCUGAAUCCGAGGACUAGGUUACUGAAAUUAUAAUAAUUUAUUAGUAAAUAAAAAUAUAAUUUGUUCA